Dermacentor albipictus is the source of this 1009-nucleotide messenger RNA. Its product is annotated as mucin-21-like. Lineage: Eukaryota; Metazoa; Arthropoda; Arachnida; Ixodida; Ixodidae. The record is from RefSeq and is a predicted model, not a curated record.
UGACAUGCGCGGACGAGGUUUGCGGGCGAAUCCCGUGUGGUGAAAACUCUACGAAGCCUAGUUGUAUCCACGUGACUCCGCGUGAACUUAUAAAGCUCCCAGAGGGCGAGUGAUUGCGCGCACUCUGUUAGUAAAAGGUCCAGUCUGCGUUUCUGCCGGCGAGUUCCAUUCUACUUAGAACUUGGAAGAAAAUAUGCACGUUGGCGCAGUCGUGCUUGCCCUAUCCUUUGCUGCUGUGGGAUGGGGGUUUCCUUUUUUGAUGCAUCCCGGACGAGGGCCGCCUGGAUCUUUUGGGCCUCCUGGGCUUCGUGACAAACUUCUGCCACCGGGCCUCUGGAACAAUAUUCACGGUAAUGGUCCACCCGGACAUCACCACCGACCACACCAUCCGCCACCUCCUCCGCCACCACCUCCAGCAACAGAAGCAACGACAUCUGGCCCUGCAGAUGCAGACACCUCCUCUGUAGCAGACGAUUCGACGACUUCACUCAGCACAUUGCCGCCUAGCGAAGAGGCUACGACGGUAGACAAUGCAGUAACGAAUGACGCAACAUCAGAGAGCUCGACUGAGAUGCAAGCAGAUGUCUCGACACCACUAGCGGAAUCGGCUACAAAUGAGAACGUCCCAGAAGAUGCCACGGAUACUACUGCGGAUACAAGUACCUCUGAUGGAGCAGCAGGAACGGCAACUGACACUGAAUUAGGCGAGCUUCCAACAGAGGGCGCAGCAGAGACCACCACAAGUGACGCCACCACGGAGAGUGCGCCAGUACAGGAUACAGAUGCAGCUACAAAUUCUGACUCCACAGACACGGACACUACAGGGGGUGGUGCGGCUACGGAAGCCGCAGGCGAAGGGGCUACGUCUGCAGAAACCAGUCCAGAAGGUAGCGAAUCUCCCUCUGUAAACGAUACUACCAACGACAGCUCCGCUACGAGCAUUUGAUACUGGAGACAUUCAUUGAACAGCAGGAGUGCUAAGAAGCUAAUAAAGAAUCGCAGUCCUGUG